AUGACAGACGAGGCGGGGUGGGGAGAGCUGAGAAGCACGAAAUGCACUGAUGAACUGUUGGGAAGGCUGAAGGAGGUAAAUUCGUUUCCCGCUAGUGGCUCACUGGUCCUGAGGUUUUGCUCUGAAGGAAGAAUGUACUGCAGGAGUGUGUGCUGUAACCGCUGGUCAUCUGAGGAGAGGUUAGAUGGGAAAACAGUCAUCAUCACUGGAGCCAACACUGGCAUUGGAAAAGAAACAGCCAGGGACCUGGCAAGAAGAGGUGCGCGCAUCGUCAUGGCAUGCAGAGACCUGGAGAGGGCAGAGGAGGCGCGGGCGGAGAUCUUGGAAGACACGGGAAACGAGAAUGUGAUCAUCAGGAAGCUGGAUCUAUCGGACACCAAGUCCAUCAGAGCGUUUGCUGAGCUUAUCAACAGAGAAGAGAAACAAGUGAAUAUCCUGAUAAAUAAUGCAGGGAUCAUGAUGUGUCCCUACUCCAAGACUGUAGACGGGUUUGAAAUGCAGUUAGGGGUCAAUCAUCUGGGCUGA
This is a messenger RNA of Micropterus dolomieu (smallmouth bass), 525 nucleotides long. Its product is annotated as retinol dehydrogenase 12-like. The transcript is spliced from 5 exons. NCBI's taxonomy places the organism in Eukaryota, Metazoa, Chordata, Actinopteri, Centrarchiformes, Centrarchidae. The coding region runs from base 1 to 525 and encodes 174 amino acids. The record is from RefSeq and is a predicted model, not a curated record.